Messenger RNA from Nerophis lumbriciformis (worm pipefish), 678 nucleotides. NCBI's taxonomy places the organism in Eukaryota, Metazoa, Chordata, Actinopteri, Syngnathiformes, Syngnathidae. The record is from RefSeq and is a predicted model, not a curated record.
AUGUCUGGGACUGCCGCAGUUGCGGGUGAUGUGUUUGUUGAUGCUUUACCUUAUUUUGACCAAGGUUACGAUGCCGCUGGUGUCAGGGAAGCUGCUGCAGCAUUAGUGGAGGAGGAGACAAGAAGAUACAGACCGACCAAGAAUUACCUGAGCUACCUGCCUACUCCUGACUUUGCUGCUUUUGAGACUGAAAUUAUGAAGAAUGAAUUUGAUCGCCUAGCCGCACGACAACCUAUGGACCUCCUGAGCAUGAAGAGGUAUGAGCUGCCAGCACCCUCUGCAGGUCAAAAGAAUGACAUUACAGCUUGGCAGGAUUGUGUGAACAACUCCAUGGCCCAGCUAGAGCACCAAGCGGUUCGCAUUGAGAACCUGGAGCUGAUGUCGCAGUAUGGAACCAAUGCAUGGAAAGUCUAUAACGAUACACUGGCCUUCAUGAUCGAGAUGGCACAAAAGGAACUUCAGAAAUUCAGGAAACAAAUUCAAGAUCUAAAUUGGCAGCGUAAAAAUGACCAGUUAGCAGGAGGAGCGAAACUUCGUGAGCUUGAAUCAAACUGGGUGUCGCUGGUCAGCAAGAACUACGAGAUUGAGCGGGCAAUUGUGCAUCUAGAAAAUGAAAUGAGUCAACUCAGACAGCAGCAGGGAGAUGAGAACAAGGAGAACAUUAGGCAGGAUUUUUGA